Messenger RNA from Argiope bruennichi, 2454 nucleotides. Its product is annotated as golgin subfamily A member 5-like. The record is from RefSeq and is a predicted model, not a curated record. The transcript has 14 exons. Gene Ontology annotation, cellular component: Golgi membrane; Golgi cisterna. Gene Ontology annotation, biological process: Golgi organization; retrograde transport, vesicle recycling within Golgi. Lineage: Eukaryota; Metazoa; Arthropoda; Arachnida; Araneae; Araneidae. The coding region runs from base 161 to 2245 and encodes 694 amino acids.
CCGCGGUGUGAAUAUUUUCUUUUCAUUUUUUUUUAUUUAAAACAUUUUAUUAAAAAAUCUUAAUGAUGUCUUGUUUAUGUGUCAAAAAAGUGCAUAUACUGUUAACAGGGGGCUGAUUUUUUUUCGCUUUACGUGAAAUACUUGAAGUUUCAACGAGAAAAUGUCUUGGUUUUCGGAAAUUGCUGGCAAGGCAGAGGAUUUGCUGAAUAGAGUUGACCAAUCAGCAGCUGAAGCUUUGCAAAGCAAAUCAAAAUCCCGAAGCCGAUCACACUUAGAUGAAAUCCCUUCUGAAUCCAACUAUUCUCCAAGCAGAGUGUAUUCAACUCCUUUAAGACCACCCAUUUCUUCUAAUACAGCUUCUCCUUCAACACUGGAACGUAAAUCAUCCUACAUUCAAAGUACUGCAACUCCCAAACGGAAAUCUGUGAGUGAUGAUGAGAAGCUUUUAGAGUUUCUAAAUGCCAAUGACAAGCUCCCUACUUCUCGAAAAGAAAGAUCUAAAAUAACCACUUCUCCUGAGAAGAAAAAUUUUCCAUCCAAUAAUACACAAUCUGAAAGUGUUCCACUUAUACAAAAAACUGAUGCAAAUAGCUCCUUAUUUUCCAAAAAAGAGAAAACUGCAGAUGCACAUGAUGCUAAUAUACUUCAAACUGCAUCUGAACAACAACUAAAGGAAGAAAUUUUAGAUAAGGCUUCAGAUUCUGCUCCUGCUUUUCAAAGUGCCUCUAUUGAAUCAGAUGUAUUUGUUACAAAAGCUGUUGCAUUCAACCAAAAUGUUUCACUAGCAGAAAAUCAAUCAAAAAAUGCUGAAACAGAAACAAAAAUUUCAAAGAAAGUGGACUCUUGGAAUUCUCAGAUGUCCAGCAGUGAAAAAAUCAUUCGAGAAUUGAGAGAAAGAGAGAAGGAUCUAACAGCUGCUAUAGAAGCAAAAGAUUCUCAGUUAGCCAUUUUAAAAGUCAGGUUACAAGAAGCUGAUCAGGAAUUGCAAAUUAAAAGGAAUCAUGGGAAAGAAUUAGAAGCUGAAAAUGAUAGGCUCAUUAAAGAACAUGCUCAAAGUGCAGCCUUUCAGAACAAAACAAUUGAAGUUCUUCGAGAACAGUUACAGCAAACCGAAGCUGAGUUGAACAAAACAAAAGAAGCAAUGCAACAGUAUCAAAAUGAUCACAUGCAAAAAAUUGCAAAAAUGGAAGAAGAGCAUCGACUUUUAGUAGAUUCUUAUUCAUCUUUGCAAAAGAAGUGGAAUGAAGUAAAUGAAAGGAGCAAAGAUCUUUCAAAUCAGCUCAAACAAUCAACUGGAAACUUUGAAGCUUUACAACAAGAAUAUAAUGAUUACAAACAAAAGGCACAAAGAAUAUUGCAAUCUAAAGAGAAAUUGAUUGGAAGCCUGAAAGGGGGUCACUUGGAAUCAGACAGCAUUGAGAAGAGUGAAGCUGCCUCAGCUCUUGCAAAUGCAGAAAUCGAAAGCAUUAAGCAAGAAAGAGAUCUUAUGAGAGAUGAAUUAAGGAGGGCUAAUGAGCUUGUAGCUACCUAUCGGGCAGAAAUCCAAGAGCUUGAAAAGGCUUUUCAAAAUGAUGCCAUGGAAUCACAAGAACGUUAUAAGAAUUUAAAAGAUCAACUUGAUUCUGAAAGGACUACUAAGGAAGAAUUUCAGCUGUUAAAUGUACAAUUAAAAGAGGAAUUGCAAAUUCUACGUGAUGAACUUACUCGAACAAAAAGUAGUUUCCAAAGUCGAAUCCAAGACAGAGAAAUCGAAAUUGAAAAGCUGAGAAGACAAUUAACAGCAAAAUCCUUGAGUUCAGUGAGCCAAGAUGAGCUUGAAUCUCGUCUGCAUGCACUAACAGAAAAUCUCAUUCAAAAACAAACUCUUGUUGAAGCAUUGAGCACAGAAAAGAAUUCAUUAAUACUUCAACGUGAAAGAUUGGAACAACAACUGAAUGAAGCUUUGAAUUAUGGCAUGCAACAACAUGCAUAUGUGGGCAUUAACAACAAUGACUCAGAAAGAAAAUCUAAAGCUGUAUUCCUUGAAAAUCCAUUUGAUAGUGCUUUGACGAGAAAAGUAAAACGAGUUUAUACUAGCAUUGAUUCUUUUAGCAUACGUUUAGGGGUAUUUUUCCGGCGGUAUCCGAUAACAAGAGUUUUUGUAAUUAUUUAUAUGUUGCUGUUGCACUUUUGGGUGUUUAUUGUACUUCUGACAUAUGAACCUGAAAUCCAUAAUGCUAGCUAUGAAAUUUCAAAAAAUCAUUAAUAUUUUAGAAAUAUAUAUAUACAUGUAUUUAAUCUUGUUAGCUGCAAUAUGAAAUUUCUAUUAAAUGUUAUUUUUCUAAAGCUUCCUUUUUAUUGAUUCUAUGUAUAUUUUUAUAUUUUAAAUCAGUGUUUGCCGAAAAAAGCAUUUGCAAAACAAGCAAUGUAAUAUGAUGAAACUGACGGUGCAAAUAAUUAUUUUUGAUAUAUUAA